Molecule: messenger RNA, 5171 nt
Organism: Gadus morhua (Atlantic cod)
Lineage: Eukaryota; Metazoa; Chordata; Actinopteri; Gadiformes; Gadidae
Gene: zbtb21
Product: zinc finger and BTB domain containing 21
Exons: 2
Coding region: 190-3261 (1023 amino acids)
Biological process (GO): regulation of transcription by RNA polymerase II
Cellular component (GO): nucleus
Molecular function (GO): protein binding; DNA-binding transcription factor activity, RNA polymerase II-specific
Source: RefSeq, a predicted model, not a curated record
UAGUGUUUAGACAGCCUAUCAAAGAAAGGCGCACGUGACGAGCGUUCUUUGCGAUGACCUCAUCCCUGGAGUGGGAUGACGUCAAAUUCAAGAUGGAUGGAAUCACGACCAACUCGUUUUCUACAGAAUUCUAUCCAUAGUCUUGGCUUUAAUGCUCAGUGGGAACAGAAGUAGUCCAAGAGGGAGACAAUGGAGACCCUAGUGCAUUACAACAACCCCUUCCACGGGCCUUCUGUGUUGGGGGUGCUCAACGAGCAGCGCCUGAGCGGCCAGAUGUGUGACACGGUGCUGGUGGUGGGGGACCAGAGGUACCAGGCCCACCGGAGUGUCCUGGCAGCCAGCAGUGAGUAUUUCCAGUCUCUGUUCACACGGACGGAAGCGGAUGCGCCGAAGGUGGUCCACCUGGAUUUCUGUGAAGCGGAUGCCUUUGAGAUAGUGCUGAACUACAUGUAUUCCUCCUCGCUCUUUGUGGACAAGGGAAGCCUGGCAGCCAUACAGGAGCUGGGCUACAGCUUAGGAAUCCCCUUCCUGACCAACAUCGCGUCCACAAGGCCUCACGUGUCCUAUUGUGUCUCCAGAAAGAGGCUUUCCUUCUCAGAGGAGGAUGAGACCGACAGUCAGACAAGGAGCGUCAUUGUGUGUCGGACUCGCAGUGACCGGAAAGCCACACAGAGGCCGCCAUCGCCCAGAUCCUCUCAGCAAGAAGCGCCUCAGCCUCCCACGCAUAAUCCUCAACCUGUCAAUUCAAAGGCAAUAGGAACAAGUGACGAUGCCGAGCGCAAGCCCGUCUUUCCAUACAGUUCCAUACUGAAAGGCAACCCAUCGCUGUCCACCAUGAUCAGGCCGCAGCUCACAUCCUCUGUGUCUUUCAGCGACGUGGAAGUCCAGCAUAUUAGGUCCCAGCCCGGCUGCGAGAUGGGCAUUAAAGACGAGGAUCCCGUUUACCACGGCCGAAGUGCUUAUCAAGGUCAGCCGGGUGAACACAGCCAGACCAUCGACCGAAGCGGGCCACUCAUCAAAAGCCUCCUGCGUCGAUCGUUGUCCAUGGACAGCCCCGUUCCAGUGUUCUCACCGACGCUUGAGCUGCAUGGCCGCGAACAGUCCGUCGUCAAAUUGGUGUCGAAGGCGACGGGGACGGAUACGUCCGUCCUCAACGGCAGUUCCAAAACAUCUUCGUCCCCGCUCGUUCUCAGGACAAAGUACCCCAGCGUGUAUGACAAACACGCCACUCAGGUAGACGAAGGGGUCUGCGUGAAGGCCGAGCCCGGCAGCCCUCUGGGGGACCCCCUGGAGAUUAUUCGGAUCACCAUCGGAGACACGUUGCCGGUAAACCUAAAACAUUUCCAACCAAAUAUUGAACAGGGGCCGAGGACGGGCUUUGAUAACUUCGGUAAGAGAAAGGGGAGGGCAGACAAUAGGAGAUAUCCCUUCAAAAAGACCAGAGGGUUGAAUGAACAUUAUCCCUCUGAAAACAUCGCCGUGGCCGAUGACAUCAUGGCAGAGGGGAUGGCACCGUCGAAUCCCAGCCUAGACCGUAAUGACAAUGAUGUAGUCAAUGAUAAUGUUAGUGAGCCACGUCAGGGUAAGCUUUUCAAAUGCUGGAACUGUUUGAAAGUGUUCAGAUCCAAAGCCGGGCUGCAUCGCCACGUCAACAUGUAUCACAACCCCGAGAAGCCGUAUGCAUGCGAAAUCUGCCAUAAGCGCUUCCACACAAACUUUAAGGUGUGGACGCACUGCCAAACCCAGCACGGAGUGGUGCAGAACCCAGCCUCGUCCUCCAGCUCCUCCAUGCUCGACGAGAAGUUCCAGAAGAGACUGAUUGACAUGGUGCGAGAGAGGGAAAUAAAGAAAGCGCUGCUUUGGAAGCUCAAGAGGAAUAAACAAAGCCUACAGUCUCCUAAACUGACCAAAAACCGGCCAAGGACCAAAUUCACCUGUCCCUAUUGUGGGAAAGUGUUUCUGUUCCAGUCACAGUACAAACAGCAUCUGAGGACCCACCCCGACGAAAAUGAUGAGGGGAACGCAUCGAGCAACCGGGACCUUUAUCAGGAACAGGACGCCCCCGUCCCAGAGAAGGCGGACCACCUGCCCGCCAACGUGUACGCCUGUAGACUCUGCAACGUCAAGCUGUCGUCCCUUUCGGAGCAGGGCGACCACGAGCGAGGCUGCCGCCACGCCACCGUGUGCCCGUACUGCGGCCUGCGCUUCUCCAGCACGGCUGUCAAGAAGGAGCACGAGGCUCACUGCAAGUACAAGAAGCUGACCUGUCUGGAGUGCAUGCGCACCUUCAAGUCGUCCUUCAGCAUAUGGCGCCACCAGGUGGAGGUCCACAAUCAGAACAUGAUGACGGUGAAGGAUCAGCUGAACCUCAAGCCGCAGGACGCCGAGGGGGACGAGGACGAAGAGGGGCCCGACGUGCUGGGACACGGCCAGUACGGCCACGACCACAUGCCGACGGGCAGUUCGGGAGAGGACGUGGACUACGGCCGCCACUCGUCGGGCCCGCCCGUCUACGACUCGGAGGACUCUUCGUCCUACGUGCCCGAGGACCUGAGCAUGGGACCCCACGGCAAGCUGGUCGUCAAGGAGGAGCCCAUGGAGGAGGCGGUGUGCGAACGGGAAAUCAUGGACGCCGAUGACGACAACAACGGCGCCACGGAGGAAGCGGGCGUCUGGCCGUGCGAGAAAUGCGGCAACCUUUUCAGCUCUCACAAAGACCUGGAGCGCCACCAGGAGCUGCUGUGUCACAUCAAGCCCUUCAUCUGUCACCUCUGCAACAAAGCCUUCAGGACAAACUUUCGCCUUUGGAGCCACUUCCAGUCCCACAUGUCCACCGGAGAUGACGCCGGGGCCAAAGAGGUCGACAGACGCCCGUCAUCGCCCUCCCCGUCCCCGCCCCUGACGCCUCAAACAACCUCUGAGCAUCCUGGCCCAGCGGCCCUUGCGGCCAAGCCAGCCCAGACCGUGCCUGUAGCCGCAGCGAUCGCGGAAGCGCCCAGCAGCCCGGAGCCGGGCAGCUCGUCAGAAUGCAAGGGCAAGAAUCCGGAAAUGGAAAGACAACAAGGCAGUCCCAGCCCUCUGUCGAGAUCCAACAGCGUGGAGCAGUCGUCUGGCACUCAGGAUCCUGACACUCUGUUCUACCAUGCGCCCACUCUCUCCGCCCUGACAUUUAAAAGGCAGUAUAUGUGUAAACUCUGUCACAGGACAUUCAAGACAGCGUUCAGUCUCUGGAGCCACGAGCAGAGUCACGGCCAUCUGUAGGCCUCACAAAGAGAGUGCACUUUUACCCGGCCCCCCCUACCCCCCUGACAGACGCUACCUAAUAUUGAUGUAACACACCUCUGCUUACACGCGUCAGCUUAAGAAAGGAAGACUUUGAAUGUAUAGCCUACUCGCUUGCCUCCAUGUCAUGUAUUCAAGUGGUCAUUAGAGGUGUAAUGGGUAAUGUGUGCAAUGAAACGCUAUUUUAGAUCUCACUAAAUGAGAUGGUUGGAUGGUUUGCAUAUUGUUACUUUAAACUAGUUUGCUCAUUUAGCAUUUUCUUCACUGGUUAACUUCUGGUGCUUUGUUUUUCUCAAAUGUUUUUUUUGUUGGCAUAAGUAAAACAUAAGAUUAGGCUAGUGCUUUUGUAUAGAUCUAUUGGGUCUGUAGAUGUAUUUCUCAUGGUGGCCUCAGCAAACAUGUAAUAAGUAUGCACUUUGUUACUAAUCACUGUCCGUCUGUCACACAUAAGGAGUGUGAACCCAAGGACAUGUGCACAUUUCCAAGAUGCAUUAUAUUGUUUUUAGAUCGGUGGGGAGCUGCAGAAUUGGAUGGUAUGAAUGAUGGGUAAUUUCAUCUUUCACUUAUUCUAAAUGCAUAUCGUCUAUUCGUUGAUAAAUACCAAUUGAUGGCACAUGCAUAGAUAAGGUUUACGAGCCAUGGAAUUAACCAAGGUUCAUGCAGAAAGAAAUAUAUUCCGAAAUAGUCAAAGGUUUGAGGAUCACAAUAUAUAGCCAUAGUUCAUUUUAGAGAAUUAAAUUAUAAUUCCCCACAUAUUCUUCACUACAGUACUGUCAUGGCCCAUUAUUAAUGAAACUUAAGAUAUUAUUUAUUUAUUUUGACUUCUGAGCAAUUACGAAGAUUCUUGAUACACCUUAGCAAAACUAAGAGUCCUAGUUCCUGUUAAAUUAUAUUCUUACAAUGUUUUUGAGGCCUUAAACAUUUUCUCGAUUUCGAUCAUGUAGAAGCACAAGUUAGGUUUCAGAUCAAAAUAUUGACUCAGGCAAUUCAAAUUUACUGAAGACAAAAGUGGAAGGUAAAGGAAACAAUCUUUCUCAAUCUCUGUUUGACUCAUAAUUGAAAAGUAUUAUUUGAUUGUAUUCUGAUUCCCCGGAAAUUACUUUUCUCUGCCACCUCCAUAAAACCCUAAUCUUACCAACACAAGAGAGAGAGAGGUCAGUAGAACUGACAGCACACAUGGCUUGAGGUAUUUAUGUUACACAUCUAACAAUCAAAGUCAAAGUCAAAGUGUGUAUAUUGUUGCAUGUACCAAAUUGCUUCAGCACAGCAAAAUUCUUACGACUUGGCAAGCAUCAUUCAUCUACGCAAUCAAAUACAUUAUUUAAUUGAAAACAAAAAAAACACUCCUGUCAUGACGAAGGGUUGUGUUUUGACCUGCCAAAGCCUAAACAUAUCCUGAACGGGUUGUGGCUUAACGACUUUAUAUUUAUUCAGAAAAGGUGGAUCUGCCCAAAAAUGGAAUUUGGAUUCCAAGUCAAACCGAAAACAAUGUUGUACAAUGUGCUACAAUGGGUACUCCAAAGACAUGGUCUAACAAAAUAGAAAUCACCCGCGUCUAUAUUCUUCUUCAGAUAUUCUGUAUUGAUUAUAGUGCUCUUAAUUUUAUCAAGAAACUUUAUAUAAAUAUAUCUAUAUAUGAAAGAUUUCAAAGAAUAUCUAGAUUAUAAUAUUGUGUAUAUGGCAGUGUUUGUAUUUUUCGAUUUUGUACCUAUUUUGUUAGUAUAUAAAACAUUAUCUUUCUAGUAUUAUUGUGCUAUUACUGCAAUAAUUAAUAUUUGUAUUAGUAUUGGUUGCAUUAUUGUUGCUUAUUGACUCGCAGCAGUUUUGUGUUUAGGAUUUUCUACAGUUUUGUGCUUCAUUUCUGUAAUAAAGAAUAAUAAUCCAGUAUG